AUCUAUACAGACACACACGAAUUCCAGAUACUUAUUCCACAAGACGACGUCUUCGUCUCUCUCUUUCUCACGGACGAUCAAAAAUCAUAGAUACAUAUAUAGCCAACAAAGAGAGAGAGAGAGAGAGAGAGAGAGAGAGGGAGAUUCCAACUUCCAACGUAUACUUUGAUCCCUACGAUAGACUGUUCUCUCUCUCGCUGUCGCGGUCGUGUGUGCGUGCGUGCCUUUAAUUUUCGGGGGUCUCCUUGUAAAUUUUUUUUUUAUUCCCACCCCAUUUAAAAACAAAGGAGACUCACAAACAGGAACAAGUAUAACAUGCUGGCGACGAUCGUCAGGGGCAUUAUCGUCAGGCGCUCGUUUUCCACCUCGAAAUGGGCCGCCGCACAGCAGAUGACAGUGAGAGAUGCUCUAAACUCAGCGAUGGACGAAGAGAUGGAAAGGGAUGAAAGAGUGUUUAUUAUGGGUGAAGAGGUAGCUCAGUACGAUGGGGCCUACAAAGUUUCCAGAGGCCUUUGGAAAAAGUACGGUGACAAACGUGUUAUUGACACUCCUAUCACAGAAUCAGGUUUUUGUGGUAUGGCUGUUGGUGCAGCCAUGAAUGGUCUUAGACCUAUCUGUGAAUUCAUGACCUUUAACUUUGCCAUGCAAGGUAUCGAUCAAAUCAUUAACUCUGCUGCGAAGACAUUUUAUAUGUCUGCUGGUAAGGUCAACAUACCUAUUGUUUUUCGUGGUCCUAAUGGUGCAGCUGCAGGUGUGGGAGCACAACAUUCACAGUGCUUUGGUGCCUGGUAUGCUCACUGUCCAGGUUUAAAGGUGAUUUCUCCUUACAACAGUGAAGAUUGCAAGGGACUACUAAAAGCUGCCAUUAGAGAUCCAGACCCUGUAAUAUUCCUGGAAAACGAACUGCUCUAUGGUGUUCAGUAUCCUAUGUCGGACGAAGCACUGUCCAAAGAUUUCGUUUUGCCGAUUGGUAAAGCCAAAGUCGAGCGUGUAGGAAAGCACAUCACUCUGGUGGCACAUUCCAAGGCAGUUGAACUGUCACUGGAAGCUGCCAAUCAACUAGCGGGUCAGGGUAUCGAGGCCGAAGUUAUAAAUCUUCGAUCUCUAAGGCCGCUCGACAUAGACACAAUCAUUCAGUCGGUCGUCAAGACGAAUCAUCUUGUCACUGUCGAACAAGGCUGGCCGCAGUGUGGUAUUGGUGCUGAAAUUUGCGCGAAAAUUUCGGAAAGUGAUGCCUUCUUUCACCUCGAUGCGCCUGUAAUUCGAGUGACAGGAGUCGAUUGCCCGAUGCCAUACGCUAAGUCCUUGGAAGCGAUCGCACUACCAGUACCGGGUGACAUUGUUUUUGCCGUCAACAAAGUUCUAGGCGUCGCACAGUAAAUGCUGAACAUGUUGAUGCCACUGUAUAGGAGCAACCAUUAUUUAAAGUUACCCGCUCACACACCAUUCCCUUUCCUCUGAUUGAAAAAAUCCCUCGAGCCACCCUUAUUUGUUAAUAGUCCUGUAGUUCCUCUUACCUUCUCUCCCUGUUGUUUCCCCUUUUUUUCCUUUCGACAUGCUUUUCUUGAACUCUUUGAAAAGCUUUGUGUACAAAACUCCAUAAUGAUAGAUAAAAAGAGAGGGAGAGGAAACGCUUUAACGAGAGUAUAGUAUGGAAAAUAAUUAAAUCUUAGAAAAAUCAAUUUAAACGAAA
Molecule: messenger RNA, 1693 nt
Organism: Copidosoma floridanum
Lineage: Eukaryota; Metazoa; Arthropoda; Insecta; Hymenoptera; Encyrtidae
Gene: Pdhb
Product: Pyruvate dehydrogenase E1 beta subunit
Biological process (GO): pyruvate decarboxylation to acetyl-CoA
Cellular component (GO): pyruvate dehydrogenase complex
Molecular function (GO): pyruvate dehydrogenase (acetyl-transferring) activity
Source: RefSeq, a predicted model, not a curated record